Molecule: messenger RNA, 459 nt
Organism: Alternaria alternata
Lineage: Eukaryota; Fungi; Ascomycota; Dothideomycetes; Pleosporales; Pleosporaceae
Exons: 4
Coding region: 1-459 (152 amino acids)
Biological process (GO): DNA repair
Molecular function (GO): catalytic activity
Source: RefSeq, a predicted model, not a curated record
AUGGCACCAGGAGAGCGCUCAGAAGAAGUCUGGCUAUGGUACACGGCAGUAUACGAGGCGAUUCAAGAGGUGCCUUCCGGCAAGGUCACUAGCUAUGGUCAUAUUGCAAGACUAGUAGGGAAGCCCGAAUGUCCAAGACAAGUCGGAGUGUGUCUCAAGAACCUGCCUUCGCCAUCGACCGAUAGCAGCAAGAAGAGUCCAACGUUCCAUAGCCGCAACGUGCCUUGGCAGCGCGUGAUCAACGCCAAAGGCGGCAUCAGUCCGAGAGGACCGAGCGCAGCGGCUCAGCAAGCAGAUGCGCUGCGCAGGGAAGGAGUCGAGGUCAGCCAGGAUGCUAUGGGGCAGUAUACAGUGGAUCUUGGGAGAUACGGCUGGUUUCCUGAUGUCCUUCCCAGCGAGGCUGGUCUAGUCGAAAGUAGCGACGAGGAGGAUGAGGAGGAGGCCGCGUACCAUACAUAG